Messenger RNA from Lolium rigidum, 1353 nucleotides. Its product is annotated as putative 14-3-3-like protein GF14-H. Bases 254 to 1003 code for a protein of 249 amino acids. Gene Ontology annotation, cellular component: cytoplasm. Gene Ontology annotation, biological process: signal transduction. The record is from RefSeq and is a predicted model, not a curated record. The transcript is spliced from 7 exons. NCBI's taxonomy places the organism in Eukaryota, Viridiplantae, Streptophyta, Magnoliopsida, Poales, Poaceae.
GACCGCCAGGUCCUGAGCAUCCCCCGGAACAAAAUUCACAAUCAGAUCAAGUCAAGACUACUUGUUAACCAAAAGCCAACACAUAUGCAGGGGUCGCCAUUAGCAAGAGCAGAUCCCAUAAGUAGAAAAGAAAAGGAAGAGGCACCCAUUCCUUUUCGGGAAGGUAAAGAUUGUCAAGGCAGAGGAGGGGAGAAGCCAAACUCAGAGCAGAGUAGAGGAAUCACCACCAGUCCAGGCGGAGAACUGGGAGGAGAUGGAGGAGAGGGGUAAGGUGGUGUGCAUGGCGAAGCUGGCCGAGCAGGCGGAGAGAUACGAUGAUAUGGUUGAGUUUAUGAAGAAACUUGCCAGGUUGGAUGUGGAUAUGAGCGCUGAAGAGAGGCAUUUAUUUUCAGUUGGUUUUAAGAAUACAAUUGGUGCAAGGAGGGCAUCAUGGAGAAUCCUUUCUUCACUUGAGCAAAAGGUGACAGCGGGCGAGCAGGCUAGCAGGAUGAUAAAUGUGUACAGAAAGAAAGUUGAAGAUGAACUAAGGGUGAUUUGCAAUGAAAUAUUGUCAAUCAUUGCUAUUCAUUGCCUUCCCUUGGCCAAUACUGGUGAAAACAUUGUGUUCUUUUAUAAAAUGAAGGGCGACUAUUACCGUUACCUGGCUGAAUUUAGCAGUGAAACUGAAAAGAAGUCUGCUGCUGACCAGUCACUCAUGGCCUAUCAGCACGCCAUGGUUGUCGCCUCCACUGAGCUUUCACCUGCUCACCCAAUCAGGCUUGGCCUUGCCCUCAAUUUCUCAGUGUUCUUUUAUGAGAUAAUGAACUGUCAUGAGAGAGCUUGCCAAGUCGCAAAACAAGCAUUUGAUGAGGCUACUAAUGAGAUUAAUUCCGCUGGUGUGGAGGGCUACAACGACAGCAUACUUAUGAUUGAGCUUCUGAAAGACAACCUAGCGUUGUGGACGUCAGAACUAAAUGAAGGUGAAACGGCUAAGGAUAACGACAUCGAUAUGGAGCAGGGAUAACUAAAAUCUGUUCAGGGCCAUAGGAUGUGUGCAAAAUUACCAGAGCACCAUGUUACUGAAAAGCCAGUGACCAUCUGGAGCGGAACCAUUUGAAAGUGCCUCUUGUUAUCAUGUAGCUUCGUUGUUUCGGAACUCUUUGCUUAGUGUGGUCCUAUGUUAUUGUUUUUUCCAUAGCUUGGAGUGGUGGCCAUGUACCCAGCUUUGCUCAUAUUUUGAGAGGUUGGAUCGGUAAUCAUCCAUCUUUGAUGUUGUUGUUUCAGUUUUCUCCGAUGCUGCUUUCCAGGCAUUGUUGUAUAAUAGUACUAGCGAAUAAUAUGUUACUAGUAUGUCUCCGAUCAAAUGGCGAAAAA